Molecule: messenger RNA, 1628 nt
Organism: Aspergillus welwitschiae
Lineage: Eukaryota; Fungi; Ascomycota; Eurotiomycetes; Eurotiales; Aspergillaceae
Product: C3HC4 finger protein
Exons: 2
Coding region: 136-1530 (464 amino acids)
Biological process (GO): ubiquitin-dependent protein catabolic process; protein ubiquitination
Molecular function (GO): ubiquitin protein ligase activity
Source: RefSeq, a predicted model, not a curated record
GAUAGCCUCUUAUUUGUGAGAAUUCGACUCUCGCUUAAUAGAAGCUAGAAGCGUGUAGCUACUAGCUGAUGCGCCAUUAGCGUACCACGUUCAGGGAGCUCUACCACUACGCCUGCGGCAGGGUUGCCACCACUCAUGGACUCUGCGAGUCGCCCUGCUUUUGAAGGGCUUCCCGCGGCGAUUCCCAACAAUAACAACUAUCAAAUCACCCCAACUUCCGCUACGUUGGCCCAGUCUAACACCCAAGACGUAAUGGACACCACGAUUUCUGACGUGCCGCGUCCGACAUACCAACAAGAAGUCGCGAGUCUGUCUGGGGCUCCAAACGCCUUCUCAUCCAAUGCUAUAUCGAGCCAGACAGAUUCUUUCCCUUCACAGCAACCACCACCGAGGUCCAAUUUUUCAUACUUGAGCAAUGGCAUCAUCACCAUGCCCCGCUACACACCGAACCAGUACUAUGGGGAACCGAGCAAUAUCGGUCAUCAACUGGAUUACAUUCCUGGUGGAGGUCGAGGUCGCUCAUUCGCGUACCCUCAUGCACGAACACUCUCACUUUCACAGAACCAACACAGCGGCCUUCCUGCCUACCCCCAGCGGGACCCGCGCUCAAGCAACACCCAGCCGACAAUGUCCAGGACGAUGCCGGGAUCAGUGUCUGGCGUUUCACCGGGCGACGGUUCACCGAAUACCCCCGAUUUGACCUCAUCCACUGCAGUAGUUCCGCCAGCACUUCGACCUCGAGGUUACGUGCCCCCAUCAGCGAGGACACAGCAAGGAACACAGCAAGGAACACAGCACCCGGCCCCUACUGCUGCUUCUCCAGUGCCAACGUCGUCAAGUUAUUAUCAGCAGUCGCAAGCUCAACAACAUUCGCAUACGGCUGGUCCAUUCUCUCAUCUGCCACCACAUCCUGAAGAAUUCGACGAUGGCGCCUAUAUUACUCCGCUAGUUACGACGCCCGCCCAGUCAUCGUCGGCCAACUUUGUGACAACUGGCACGCCGCCUUCACGCUCGAUGAAUGCGGGAAACUCCAGAUAUGGGCGCCCCCUUCCGCAACGGCUAGAACUUGCUCGGCGAGCACAUUUACUUGGCCAUCAUUACAACCCACAGGCUGCGCAGGCCAUUGUGGAGGCUCAUAUGCAGCUGCAGCGCCAACGCCAGCGUCAGCGCCAGGGGCUCGGUACCCACCCCACGAAGCCAUCCGCAAGUCUUGAUAAUGCGAAAGACGGCCGCCCCGAACCAAAGGAGGCGCAUGAAAUGCGAGUGUCGCUCGAAUGCAAGGUUUGCUUCACCCAACUCGUUGAUACGGUACUGCUUCCUUGCGGCCAUGCUGUCCUCUGUCGGUGGUGCGCCGAGAUUCAGAUCCCCAACAGCAUUCUGGAACGAGGCUUGCUUGGGGGUCAGCCCCCGUGUGUGAUAUGCCGAGCGCCUGUGAAGCAAAAGGUAAAGGCCGAUGUUGGAGACUUCCCUGGAUCAUUGACCAUCGCUCACACUGACUUGGGGACACAGGUGCGGAUUUUUCUUUCUUGACAGAUGCAGUGCUAUGGACACCCUCCAUGUAUCGAUACAUAUCACUGGUUAGCUGCUACUUACCAUCUUGGCCUGAAUGGGAGAGAGGGAGAGAGAGA